This is a messenger RNA of Myotis myotis, 3551 nucleotides long. RefSeq names its product DEAH-box helicase 40 (gene DHX40). The record is from RefSeq and is a predicted model, not a curated record. Gene Ontology annotation, cellular component: intracellular anatomical structure. The transcript has 18 exons. Lineage: Eukaryota; Metazoa; Chordata; Mammalia; Chiroptera; Vespertilionidae. Gene Ontology annotation, molecular function: RNA binding; ATP binding. Bases 75 to 2414 code for a protein of 779 amino acids.
AGGGUGCGCCUGCCCCUUUCCCUCCGGUCUCCCCGCCGCGGUGGACGCGCUCCGCUCCGCUCGGGGCCGGGUCUAUGUCCCGGCUUCCCACCGUCGCGGGCAGGGCGCCAAGGCGGCCAGAGGAGGGAGAGCGGUCCAGAGAGCCCCAGGAAGAGCGGCCUUCGGCUGUUCCCAUCGCGGACAGAGAAGACAAAGGAUGCACAUCACAGGAGGGAGGAACUACUCCAACUUUUCCUAUUCAAAAACAAAGAAAAAAGCUUAUUCAAGCUGUGAGGGACAAUUCGUUCCUUAUUGUUACUGGAAAUACCGGAAGUGGUAAAACAACUCAACUUCCAAAAUAUCUAUAUGAAGCAGGGUUUUCACAACAUGGUAUGAUCGGUGUGACUCAACCACGAAAAGUAGCUGCCAUAUCAGUGGCUCAGAGGGUUGCUGAAGAAAUGAAAUGCACUUUGGGAUCCAAAGUAGGAUACCAAGUUCGUUUUGAUGAUUGCAGCUCUAAGGAAACAGCAAUCAAAUAUAUGACUGAUGGAUGUUUAUUGAAACAUAUUCUGGGAGAUCCAAAUCUUACCAAGUUCAGUGUCAUUAUUUUGGAUGAAGCCCAUGAGAGAACUCUAACUACAGACAUCUUGUUUGGUUUAUUGAAGAAGCUAUUUCAGGAGAAGUCUCCUAACAGGAAGGAGCAUUUAAAGGUCGUGGUGAUGUCAGCAACUAUGGAAUUAGCCAAGCUCUCUGCAUUCUUUGGAAAUUGUCCAAUAUUUGAUAUACCAGGAAGGCUUUAUCCAGUCAGAGAAAAAUUCUGCAAUUUGAUCGGCCCACGAGACAAAGAAAAUACUGCAUAUAUUCAAGCGAUUGUGAAAGUGACCAUGGAUAUCCAUUUGAAUGAAAUGGCUGGAGACAUCUUGGUUUUUCUGACUGGUCAAUUUGAAAUAGAAAAAAGUUGUGAAUUACUUUUUCAGAUGGCAGAGUCUGUUGAUUAUGAUUAUGAUGUUCAAGAUACCACUCUAGAUGGCUUAUUAAUUUUGCCAUGUUAUGGAUCUAUGACAACAGAUCAACAGAGGAGAAUAUUUUUGCCACCUCCACCUGGAAUUAGAAAAUGUGUCAUAUCCACUAAUAUUUCUGCAACAUCUUUGACAAUAGAUGGAAUCAGGUAUGUGGUAGAUGGUGGCUUUGUGAAGCAGUUAAAUCACAAUCCCAGAUUAGGGUUGGACAUCCUGGAGGUGGUCCCAAUUUCAAAGAGUGAGGCGUUACAGCGAAGUGGUCGAGCUGGUAGGACUUCCUCAGGAAAAUGCUUUCGGAUCUAUAGUAAAGAUUUUUGGAACCAGUGUAUGCCCGACCAUGUGAUCCCUGAGAUUAAGAGAACUAGUUUGACAUCUGUAGUUUUGACCUUAAAGUGCCUUGCCAUACACGAUGUUAUAAGGUUUCCUUAUUUGGACCCACCUAAUGAGAGACUUAUUUUGGAAGCCCUUAAACAACUUUAUCAGUGUGAUGCUAUUGACAGGAAUGGACAUGUGACCAGAUUGGGUUUGUCUAUGGUAGAAUUUCCUCUCCCUCCACAUCUGACAUGUGCAGUAAUAAAGGCUGCUUCUCUGGACUGUGAAGAUCUACUACUUCCAAUAGCAGCAAUGUUGUCUGUGGAAAAUGUCUUCAUUAGACCUGUUGAUCCAGAGUAUCAAAAGGAAGCGGAACAGAGACAUCGAGAACUGGCAGCUAAAGCUGGAGGAUUUAAUGACUUUGCAACUUUAGCUGUCAUUUUUGAGCAGUGCAAAUCAAGUGGAGCUCCAGCUUCCUGGUGCCAAAAACAUUGGAUUCAUUGGAGGUGCUUAUUUUCUGCAUUUCGUGUUGAAGCUCAACUUCGAGACCUAAUCAGGAAGCUUAAACAGCAAAGUGAUUUUCCAAGAGAGACCUUUGAAGGCCCUAAACAUGAAGUACUACGAAGAUGUCUUUGUGCAGGCUAUUUCAAAAAUGUAGCUCGAAGAUCUGUUGGGAGAACGUUUUGCACAAUGGAUGGGCGUGGGAGCCCAGUUCACAUUCAUCCUUCCUCAGCACUUCACGAACAGGAAACCAAACUUGAAUGGAUCAUUUUUCAUGAGGUAUUAGUUACCACCAAAGUCUACGCAAGAAUUGUGUGUCCAAUUCGCUAUGAAUGGGUGAGAGACUUAUUACCCAAGUUGCAUGAAUUUAAUGCACAAGACUUGAGCAGCGUGGCCCGACGUGAAGCAAGAGAAGAUGCAAGAAGGAGAUGGACAAAUAAGGAAAACGUAAAACAUCUGAAGGAUGGAAUAUCAAAAGAAGUCCUAAAGAAAAUGCAAAGGAGAAAUGACGAUAAAUCCAUAUCAGAUGCACGAGCUCGUUUCCUUGAGAGAAAGCAGCAGAGGUCCCAGGAUCACAGUGACACACUGAAGGGAACAGGCUAAGCAGUGAACCCUCCAAUUCAGGAAGUAGGAAAAGCAGCCAAGAAAUGUGCUUCUACUACCAUUUAUGUAAGACAGCACUACCAAGAUGAAGUGGUCAGCAGUUGUUUUUAGCAUACGGGCGAAAAGCAAAUCAAACUCAUUAAUACUAAUGGAUGCAAUUUUCAGAGAAGAUUGGGUUGCCAUAGUCAUAGGCAAUGAUAUAUGAAACCAAUGAAAGACAAUACCUGUGAUAUUUUUCUCACUUCAAUUUUGCUGGCCUUAACUAGUAUCAAAUGCUGUUGUUGAGAUAUUUUCAAAGAACAUUGAAUUUUAUGUAAUCAGUGUGUAUUCCAUUUACAUUGAAGCAUUAAAAAAUUAUUUUCCUUAAAUCUCUUCAAGGCCUUCUUUUGCUAUGAGAAUAGUAUUAUAUCAGGCUAUCAGGUAUGUGACCAUUUCCUUCAGAAGGCUGAACAUAAGAGGUUUUUAUUCGGCAAUAUUUAGAUGUCUGUUUAAUUGCUAAAGAGCUUUAUAGAUAUUUAGAGAAAAGACUUAACUAGUAAAUAAAAAAAUUGCCUAUGGCAGUAUUCUUUGUUGAAUUAAUAUUAAUCCUUAAAUUGAUUUUUCUGGGAUUAUAUAAAUUCCUUUUUAUAUAAAAGUAUAUUGUUUAAAACAGUAGCUAUAGCCAUUAACCAAAGGACAGAUGAUAUAUGUAUAUGUUCUUUUUGUAGCUGCCUCUACAUACUUGUAUCAGCAUCAUGUAUGUAAGUUGUGACAGUGUUUUCAAACAGCUCUUACACCUGGCCUACUCUCUUGCCUCCAGCUGCUUGGGUAGGACCAUUUAAACAUCUAUUAUGCUGUAUUGAAAUGGGAUUUUCAAAGCAGCCAACAUUACAUCACCAGUGUUUCAAAUUGGAACCUUGAGGCUAAUAUCACACUCAGGCCAUAUUCAACACCUGCCCACUCUAUUGUUUACUGUCUUGUAUUCUAGUUAUUUGUGUAUUUGUCUUUCUCCCACUAGAUUAUUUGCUCUUUGUGGGCAGGAACUAUGUCUUUUUCAUCUUUGUAUCUUUCAUGGCACCUAGCACACUGCUUUGCACAUAGUAUUCGCUCAAUGUUUGUUGAAUAAAGCUAUUAGUUUAUUUAAAAUUCAAAAGGCAA